Molecule: messenger RNA, 8582 nt
Organism: Pectinophora gossypiella (pink bollworm)
Lineage: Eukaryota; Metazoa; Arthropoda; Insecta; Lepidoptera; Gelechiidae
Exons: 7
Coding region: 392-2839 (815 amino acids)
Biological process (GO): regulation of transcription by RNA polymerase II
Cellular component (GO): nucleus
Molecular function (GO): protein binding
Source: RefSeq, a predicted model, not a curated record
GGCACUGCGAGGCGGUGACCACGGCGCGAGGAGCGCGCUCGCCGCACCGUGACAUGAUCAUAGCUCGGCGCCGCGCCGCAGCCCGCGACCCGCAGCCGGUGGCGGCGCGCCCGAGCGCCCGCCGUCCGGCCCACGACGCCCGCGCCGCUAGCAGCCCGCGCUAGCUUGCUCUCUACCCGCCCAGUGCUCCAUACACCUGAAGCGAGCCCUUCAGCCCGUCUGAAACGACCCUCGUCGGAUGGAACCCGGAGUGCGCCGAUUCGCAUCAAGGUUAGCCGAAUAUUUGAAUGUGAGUGUAGUGCGCCGAGAGCCACGCCGCGCGCCCUAGCACCGUCGCCCCCAGUGUCGCGCGCACACCACACGCAGGACAGCGGCGGGAGCUAGCUCAGACAUGGGAAGUGAGCACUAUUGCCUAAGGUGGAACAAUCAUCAGAGCAACCUGCUGGGAGUGUUCAGCCAGCUACUGCACGACGAGAGCCUGGUCGACGUCACGCUUGCUUGCUCCGAAGGUGCCUCCAUAAGGGCUCAUAAGGUUGUGCUUUCUGCGUGCUCCUCGUACUUCCGUUCGCUGUUCGUGGACCACCCGUCGCGCCACCCCAUCGUCAUCCUCAAGGACGUGGGCUUGGCCGAGUUGCGCACGUUGGUCGACUUCAUGUACAAGGGCGAAGUCAACGUCCAGUACUGCCAACUGCCUGCUCUCCUCAAAACCGCUGAAAGUCUUCAGGUCAAAGGAUUAGCUGAAAUGACGACGUUAAGCGCAGCUGGUAUCGAUUCGCGAAACGUCCCGGAACCAAUGGAGGAGUGCCAACCACUCGACGCGACUAAGGAGUGUCCAGAACACAUGUCACACGAGAGAUUAGAAGCUAGAGAAUCGCGGGACAAAGAUGAGAGGCAGGCGAAGGACCCACGCGACAGGGAAAACAGAGAUAAUCGUGACAGAGAAAGUCACAGUCACAGUCGAGAAACCCGUGAGACACGGGACUCGCAUAGAGAACAAAAAGAACCCCGGGACUUAAGGUCACCCCGAGACUUUCGGGAAACUAGAGAAUCGAGAGAGCAUCGUGAGCUCAGAGAGCCUCGUGAUCUGCGGGAUCACCGGGACUCGCACUCGAGAGACAUGCGGGAGACGCGCGAGCGAGACAUUCGAGAAGCUCGCGGAGAGGCUCGAGAAAGUCGGGAUCCGAGAGAGGUCCCAGAAGCCUCUCCCCCUAGAAUGUCGCCGUUACUCUCAGUGCGGCGAUUUAGAACUGAAACUAGCAUGGAAACGCUAGCGCCCACGCAUCCUCCUAUCCCAAAAGACGAGCCGCCCGACGAGCCGAUGCGGCCGUCGUCGCCUGAAGACGAUGCCGUCUCAAUAAGAUCUAACGGGGCACAAAAUGAUAAUAGCGUUGGUAUAAACAUGACGAUAAACAGCCACGGGGGGGUCCUCGGUCCGCCGUAUUCACCAGUGGAUCAGAGGCUGAGCGUCCUGAAUGCCAUGCCUCACCCAGCGUUAGUCCACCCGUCACAUCCUGCGUUGUCAAGUCCAAGGAAUGAGCCUAUCGCCGGACCUUCUGGUCUUCCUCCAGUUCAACAAGUGCCCUUGUCACUGAAGAAGGAAGUUGAUUGGGAACGCAGUAAUGAAGACAAGGGUGGUGAAUCAUCUUCAGAUUACCGGCUUCAUGAGUCUAUGUGCCUGGACAUGUCGUGCGGGGCGGGUGGGACGGGAGGCGCGGCCCUGGGCGCGGGGUUGGGGGCGCGGCCGGCGGCGCUGCCGCUGUGGUCGCCGCUGCUAGCGCUGCAAGCGUGCCGCCUGCGCCGCUACCUUAGCGACGAUUGCAUGGCCUACCAGAGCCGUCACAUCCUGCACUCGGAGCGCCGCCGUUGCGGCGUCUGCCUCGCCUCCUUCCCGUCCACCUGGCUGCUGGAGCGCCACGCUGCGCUGCAGCACGCCUCGCAGGCCUCCUGCGACGACAAGCCCUUCGUCUGCGAGCAGUGCGGCCAGAGCUACCGGUACCGCUCAGCCUACGUGAAGCAUCGCGAGCAGAACCACCGCGCGCGCCUUCCCGCCGACAAACUCUUCACCUGCGAUGUUUGCGGCAUGCAGUUCCGUUACCUCAAGUCUUUCAAGAAACAUCGUCUCAAUCACACGCUCGAGAGACUCCACACGAAGAACACGGACGCACCCGAGGGUGCCGACCAAGUUUCCAGCACUAACGAAGCUUUAAUAGGUCAGUGCGGUGAAAUGGACCUGUCAAUGAAAAAGAAAAAUCGAACUGAAGGGACUCCGCCCAUUGAAGUGAUCCACGACGCCGAGCAAGACAGCACCGUUGACUCGAACGGUGCCACGGACUCUAUUGUUACGGUGGACGACUCCACCGACUGCAAAACGGUGAAUUCAGGUGCCGAGAGCGAGAGGAGGGACGACGACAUACCCGACGAGCGGAGACGCGUGCCCGUGUCUUUCGCAAGCGUCAGCUCUAUGGCGGACAGCUCUGAGAGCGAAUCGCGGGGCGACAGUAGCAAAAACGAGAGCUCCAGUUCGCAAUCCGGCAUUCUGGGAUUUCUACAGAACGACGACAGGCAGCGGGACAGGGAGAGGAGAUUCGCGUGCCCCUUCUGCGGGAAGUGCGUGAGGUCGAAGGAGAACCUGAAGCUGCACGUGAGGAAGCACACGGGCGAGCGGCCGUUCGUGUGCCUUUUCUGCGGGCGCGCGUUCGGCGGCAAGAGCGACUUGACGCGGCACCUGCGCAUCCACACGGGCGAGCGGCCCUACCACUGCGAGGCGUGCGGCAAGUGCUUCGCACGCGCCGACUACCUCUCCAAGCACCUCACCACACACGUGCACAACGCGCGCUGAUCUCCUAGGGCCCCCGCGGCUAACGACACCCUCGUAUAAUAACAGUAAAUGGGAAUAUUUUUUAAAGUUUUUAAACUUUACAACAUAAAUAUAAAUAAGCAGGUUUUAUUAAAAUACAGGACUUUCUUUUUGGAGUGACUUUUGUGUAGUCGACGACAUAAUUUUCUACUAUGAAAGUAUUGACUAUUUUGUUGUAAAGCAAUAAUAUACAUUCUUAUUACGGUGAUUUGAACAAUAUUUUAUUAUGUGGCAAGACUUGAGCUCGAAGGAAUGUGACAUGAAAAAUGGUAAUGGCAGCUACCUAGUUCCUUAAAAAAAUAUAUCAUUUGAGGGAUAUGGCACCCAUUUUGGAUCAGACUUAGAUCCCUAACUCCCUCCCUCGACUUAGCCUUUCUUUAUAAGUCUCCAAAUGUAAUGAGUAGGUAGCAUGAACAUCUCGCAUAACAUUGUCUGUCUGCCAAAGCGCUCUCUAAAGAGAGCUUGGCGUGCUGUUAACCUUAUAACAUUACUUAUGUGCAGAUCACAUUUGAUUACGCUCUAAUUCUGCUUACAUUGGUGCUCGUAACUAUUUUUGAAUCAACCGACACGUUAACUAGGUAGUAAGCGGUGUGCCAAACGGUUUUAACUUACCCGUAUCGCAAUAGUCCUCUGAUAAUGCCACUUUUACAUCGAGUCCCGUAUUUCUUGGUGCGAACAGAUAAGGUGCUGAGAUUCGCGCUUCGUUAUCAAAAAUUGCCGGGAAGUUCGUUUUGCCAUAUUUUUGUACGUUUAAUAUUUUUAAGAAUCGAAAACUCAUUCCAUUGAAGAGAAACUAGAUAAUUGGUAGUCGUGACGAUAGGUAAGUAGGAGAAUGCAAAAAGCUGUGAUUCGUACGAUUAAGACCAGUCAACAAGUUUUAGAACAUCGAAAAAAUGUUUUAUGUAAUUUAAUCUAAAGUAAUAUUAAUAUUUAGAUAUAAUUUAAUUGUAGGUUUAAGGAGUCUCUCUGUGCCAAAAUAUGUACCUCAUAAAAUAAACAUUGAAGUAGAUAAAUUAAUUAACAAAGGUUGUUUGUAAACAUUUUGUUUUAUAUUUCAUCGUUAUGUAAUGGUACACGUUUAAUAGAUAAUAGCGGCACCAUAUAACUAGAGGUAUUUCGUUAACUGAAAGGAUAACUUUAGCUUUUGUUCAUAUCUUUAUUUGUUUCUAAAGGACAACUUCAAAAUGUUAUUAACAAUAAACGUGUACCUAAUAUUUAAAUGGUAUCUAACAAACCAACCAUUUUUCUUAUUUUAUUACAUUUUUACAGGAAAACAGAAUUAUACACUCAAUCUAAUUUGUCUACUUUACUAUCUAAUUAUAGACCGAGGCGUCUAUGAACAAUUUUCUUAGAGGAAAAAAACAUAAGAUUCGAAUAUUUUUCUUUCUUAGAAUAAUUUUAAAAGGAUGGCUCGACAGUUGACUUAGGUGAAUUAAUCCGCAAAAUAUUUCACCCUCCGACGGAAACGUCACCCUCUUCUAGUUGGUAGGAGACGAAUUAUCAAUGAUACUAUUAUCGGAUGAGUCGAUACCUAGGUCAUACGGGUGUAGUAUUCGGCUAAAAUAAAAAUUAAAAAUGCUUUUAAUUUGGAAUUAUUACGAUAAUGGACACUCACGGAUGAUUCGUCUCCUAACAAUUUAAAGAGGGUGACGUAUUAUCCAAGCAUGAAAUGUUUUGCGGAUGAAUAGUUACCUAACUCUAAUAGUUACCUAUAAAUGAAUCUUGAAGAUUUUAAUGUCUUGAAUACUGCCACUCAACGGUCUAUUUUUGGUUUCAUCCAUAACAUUGCAGAUUUGUGAAAUAAAUUAUUUAUUUAUAUAUACCAUAUAAAAUACUUUAUUAUAUAUUUGAAAAAAAAAAUACUUGUCCGCAACGGAAACGGUACUAUUUUUCGAUAUGUAAGUUUUAAUUUAACAUACCUACCUAAUUGUAUAACAAUACGUAUUAUUUAUUGUUCAUUUCAUCACACGAACGCGUGUUUCUAUUUUUUUAAUCGGCCUGUAUAUAAAGAAGAAUAGUUUAACAAAUGGUCAGUAAAUUAUAAAUUUUCUGCGUAUUUUUAAGGUAAUAUUUAACUUGCGGGCCAGUAUUUUUAUUAUAUUUACAGUGACGUGAAUACCAACAUAAGAUCCUUCUAAUCAUAACAAAUAAAAUAGUGAUGCAACGAAACUAGCUACAGAAUAUUUCAAUGGAAAUUAUUAAAAAAUCUAUUUUACAUCUGAAUAAGUUGUUAAAUAUUUAUAACAGACCAUUCUUGGGUAAGGAUUUUAACCUUUGUUUUUAUUUUAUUUGUUGAUUAAUUGUUAUACAUAGGACAGAUUAAUAUAAAUGUAUGAUAUUUUAUAAUAAAUUAUAAUAUGACUUUGCCAGAGGGAUAUAAGUGAAUAGGUAGUCGAAAACUUUUAGUAUAAACGACAAGCAAUACUCUGAUUUUUAUUUUUUUCUAUCGAAAUACUCUUAAGGGCAUUACAGCGUGGAUGCAAAAACUAGACACAGACUCAGUGCGCUAGAGGUAUUUUCCGUGUUGGUUUUCGAAUCCCUGUACAUCGGUAGUGAGUGUUCUCUGAAAGAGACUAGAUUAUUUUUUAUAAUCCGGUGGAUAGUUUUUGUGUUCACCUGUUUAUACAAACAUACCAUCGAAGUAAAUGUGUAUAAUGUAGAUAUUUCGCCAUUACGUCAAAUUUAUAAUAUAAAUAUUAUUCAAAAUUGAUGUUGACUGUUUUUAUAAUUAUAUCAGCUGUAGUUACUUGAUGUUGUGGUGUAAAUUUAGUGUCUUAUAUAGAUUUAAGGUCAUAAACCACUCAAAGUCCUCAGAAGUCUGCCCUCUACCUAUAGCGUAAGUGUUGACUUGUUAUUAAUUUCACAAAGAAACCCGUUUUCAUAUUUGGAAUAAAAGGUAAAUUAAGACAAUCCGGCGGCUUUGGGUGGUUCAUUAUUUUGGAUUCUCGUAGUGUUAAAAUUGGUGUGGUAUUCUUUAAAUCCGUUCAUAUAACAUUAACUUUAAUAUUACACAGGUUCAUCAGAUACAUGAAUGUUCAGAGCACAGCAUUGGUUUGUAAAUAAAUACGCAAGUGCUAACUGGUCAAAUGUGAUAAAAUUAGAGUUUAAGUGAACGACAUAUAUGUAUUAUCGGUUCAUUUCAACAUUGUAAAAAAAUACUGGCGACAUUUUCAGUAAUUAUUACAGAUUUCUUUAAAAGUCGAGAGCUAGAACAUAUCUUAGAUUUUAUUUUAAUGUGGACACAGACAUAGGUGGUUUCAUAGAGGAGAACAUGCAACGUACGAACAAUAAUUGUUUUAACGACAACUGUGAGCUUAGGGCAUUAUUGUAAACUUAUUUUAUUUAUACUUCGGAGGACUUCCAAGCGAGAGAGUUUUCGGAGAGUUAGGUAGUGAUUAUACUCACCGGAUUGCUAAUAAUGUUAUAACAACGCACAAUUUUACCACUUUACAAAGCGUUUAUAUCUCCGUCCAAUAAUGUUAUGUAUGUGUUAUGGUGUUUCGGUUAACUUUACUGAUGUUUCUGAAACUUUAGAACUUUCUGCUGCCGAUUGUGUGUAUUGGAUCUUAGCACGAUUGCAAGAUGUAAUAUUGCUAUGUUAUGCAGCUGACGCGUCAAUUAUCACCUAAUGUCCCUCACAGUUUGUAACAUAGCAGUGAUCUGGUAAGACCACGACAUUAUUUUGUGUGUUUACAUAUUCUAUUUCAUUAUAAUUAUAAGCACACGAAGCAGAUAAACAAUUGUGAGCAAUACGGAAACAACGUUUAGUGACGAAGUAAUUAGAUGGAAGUCAUCGUUAGAGGCUGAAAUUGUUAGAAGAAUAGGCGAAAACUUAGUUUAUUGAAUGUAGGAAAUAUAAAAUUUCUAUGGUGAUUGCAAUGAUUGUGAUAUUACUAUAAGUCGGGCAAUGAACGAUGUAGUGAAGGCAAGGCGCGAACGUACGAAGUCUCUCCAGAACCUAGCCAACGACGAACGAACGUAGACUGAUUUUCAGGUAGAAUAACAUAGACCACGAGUUGCGCAGUCCGUAAUUAAUAAUAUGCGUAUAGUUGUUGAUUUCAUAAAUUUUAAAAGCCAAAACACUGUCUCAAUAGUUAAACAAAUAAAACAAUAAGAGAAUUAUUUAAUUUUUAAACAUAACUUAUACAGAAUUUUUUAUAUACCAAUAUUACCAAUUUUAAAUUAUUUUUCAGAUGUAUUGAUUUUUAUACAUCUCCAUAUACAACAAUGAAUAUAGGUAAGCGUAGUUAUCGUAGAUGGGUCUAUUAACCGCGUGGUGCUACAAUGUGUAAUGAUAUGUGAUAGAAACUGUUCUUCAGAGACAUUUUAUUUAUUGAAGCUUCCAUAGAUAAGAGUUAAAGUUACAUUACACUAUGAUAAUAUACAUACAAGUCAGCAAUAAUUGGUAGUAAGGAAUAAUUUUAUCCAUAUGAAUAAAAAAGUGGGUUGGUCCUAAUGUGUCCAUUACAAUCACAAACCAAAGUACUACAAUAAUAUUGGUGACGUUCGGGAAGCUUUGGUGGAUAACUUUUUAAUAAAUUAUUUUACAAUCUGGUGUCAACCAGGAUCGUCAUUGGAAUAUAGGCCUGUCCUCUGGAUAGUCACACUUUGAGGAGUCCUGAUGAUGUGAACCAUGGUAAUAACAUGGAGACACUGUUAGAUAUGAAACUGAAAGUUUGAAAUUUUAGGUUUCAACUUCAGAUACUGUUUUCGCAAAUUCAAAUGCAAUAAGUACUUAGUACGAAUUUCAAUCCAUGGGUUAUUGCAUACGAAUCUACUAAUUUUGGUUUUUGAAAGUAUCUCAUACCUACCUAUAAGAUGUAUUUUUGUGCGAAAACAGAUAUCUCGUGUUGAAAAUAAAUAAUAAUUGUACAGGUGAUGUUAUUUUGGCCUUAUGUAUUAUACAUUUUUGUAAUAAAUUGUACGUAAAAAGGUCAUUAAAAUGUCGUAUCUAAGUUAUUCAAAAGAACACGGUUCUACACAUUUUACAGGGUUUUUGUUGAAAAAUUUGUACUUGGUUUAUGUAUUUGCAUCAUUUUAACCAGAAGCUAGUUGAUAGUACAUACCUACUGUUACAUAAAUAUAUUUUUUUUACUUGUAUAUUUCAGAUAAUUAUUAUUGUUACAGAGAUAGUCUGUUUUAUAUUUUUAACACAUUAACUUAAACAUACUGUGUAUUUCACGACUUUCGUUUACAGCGUAAUAAACUUGCCUCUGGUCCAUUUAUUUCAGAUAUCUUGUCCAUUGUCCAAAUUAACUUAGGCAUAGUUCCAUAUUUUGGAUGUAUAUUAUACCAUGAUCUAAAUUAAAUGCUAUUGUGUAUAUUAUUUCAUUUAAUAUCGAUGUGCAAAAUUAUAGUAAAUGUCUUGGAUCUCUAAAAAUAAAAAAAAGACAAAAAUACUUUACGAAAUUUCUAAAUGUGCAAUAAAUAUGUGUGUUGUAGUGUUACCAUUAGGCGUAAAAUUUUAGCUAGGAAAAUAUAGUUACCGACACCUGAGAACAAUUAAUAUAUUGUUCCCUUUAAAUAUUGUACGAAUGUUUAAUAUUGCAAUGAUCUCAUCAUUAUAAGCUAUGGGUAACUAUAUUUUUAAAGCAAUUAAAUGAAUAUUUGGCACUUUAAAAAAGGCACAUUUUCCUAUUAUAAUUGAAACAAUGGUUUGAAAACGUGUUGAAGAAAUGGAUUUGUUGGUAAUUAAUUUCGUAAUGAAAUAUAUUUGUUUCAUGAA